AUUUUUCCAGACUAUAUGCCAGGUCAGGACAGAGCGGAGUUAUUGGAGGCACUGGGCUGUGGGGCUGGGGAAGGAAGAGGAUUCUCUGUACUGUACCUGCGGAUUAUUCUGACAUUCCCGGAUCCCUUUCAGAGCCGUCUCCUUGUGAAUGUUCUUGGAUUCUGUCCCAUCAGCUCCUUGGACCCCAGUGAGAGUUAACCCAGCUGAGUGAUAUUGGGGUGACGUAGUGAAGGAAAAGACCACCUCCAAAAGAAACUUUAUCCUUGAGGUUGUCAAUGUGUAACCUGAGACUGGAGUGAGUCGGGUAAGGCAGUGCACCCAUGGGCUAAGUGCACACAAUACUCUGUGGAUUGAGGACCUGGGAUGCUGAACAUGGCUCUGCUAGUCUGGUCCAGUUUGGUGGUGGCAUCUCUGCACCUCUUUGCCAUCUCUGCCUACCCCAGCCGAUCAAAAUAUACAGUCAUCAAUGAGAACUGUCCAGGGGCUGAAUGGAACAUCAUGUGCCGAGACUGCUGUGCAUAUGACCAGGUGGAGUGCACGUGUCCCGGCGGCAACCAGAAAGUGGGGUACACAAUCCCCUGCUGCCGCAAUGAAGAAAAUGAAUGUGACUCCUGCCUCAUUCACCCAGGCUGUUCUAUCUUUGAAAACUGCAAGUCAUGCUACAAUGGCUCCUGGGGAGGGACCCUGGAUGACUUCUAUAUAAAGGGGAGUUACUGCUCGGAGUGCCGGAUGGGCUGGUACGGGGGCGACUGCAUGAGAUGUGGAGAGGUGAUCCAGGCAGCGCGGGGGGAGAUCAUGAUGGAGAGUUACCCUUUUAACGCCCGCUGUGAGUGGAGCAUCCAGGUGACGCCAGGGUAUACAGUGGAGCUCAGGUUUGGGAUGCUGAGUCUGGAGUUUGAUUACAUGUGUCAGUAUGAUUACUUGGAGGUGCGAGACGGGGAUAAUGUGGACGCAAAGAUCAUCAAGCGCUACUGUGGCAACCAGCGCCCCCUCUCACUGCGCAGCUCUGGGAAUUCCCUGCACCUUUACUUCCAGUCUGACGGGUCCAAAAAUUUUGAUGGGUUCUACAUCAGCUUUGAAGAAGUUACAGCCUGUUCUACAACACCCUGUUUCCAUGAUGGUACUUGCAUCGCAGAGAAGUCAGGAACCUAUAAGUGUGCGUGUCUGGCUGGGUACACGGGGAGACACUGUGAAAGUGUAAUUGAAGAGAAGACCUGCAAGGACCCUGGGGUCCCACUGAAUGGCUACAGGAAGCUCUCCGAAGAGGCCGGUCUGAGCCUCAUUCACCAUAUGAAAGUCGGUUCCAAGAUUCACUACUUCUGCAACAAUUCCUAUGUUCUCAGUGGCAACCAGGAGAGGGCGUGCCUGGAAGGGGGGCAGUGGUCUGGAAAGCAACCCAUCUGCAUUAAAGCUUGCAAGGAGCCAAAGGUCCCAGAUUUGGUACGACAGAAAGUGCUUCCAUCCCUGGUCCAGUCACGGGAAACCCCUCUCCACCAGUUAUACUCUACUUCAUUCACCAAGGAAAAAAGUGAUAUUUUGCCAACCAAGAAACCAGCCUUACCUCCCAGAGAGCUGCCUCCUGGCUACCAACAUCUGCACACCCAGCUGCAGUAUGACUGUGUGUCUCCCUUCUACCGGCGCACUGGGAGCAGCAGAAGAACCUGCCUGAAGACUGGGAAGUGGAGCGGGAGAGCACCAUCUUGCAUUCCUAUCUGCGGGAAGCUUGGGAACUUCAACAUAACCCAGUUGGGAGAACAGAGGUGGCCUUGGCAGGCAGCACUGUACCGCAGAUCGAAUGGGGUGAAGGAUGCCAACCUGCGGAAGGGCACCUGGGUAUUGGUUUGCAGUGGAGCCCUACUGAAUGAGCGGACGGUGGUGAUUGCGGCACACUGUGUAACAGACCUAGGGAAGAGCUCAAUCAUCAAAGUGUCCGAGCUGAAAGUGGUCCUGGGUAAAUUCUACAGAGACGAUGACCGUGAGGAAAAGAGCCAGCAGCAUUUGCAUAUCUCAGCUGUGAUUGUGAAUCCAAACUACGACCCCAUCUUGUUGGAUUCUGACAUUGCAGUGAUCAAGCUGUUGGACAAGGCUCGGGUGAGUGACCAUGUGCAGCCAGUGUGUCUCACUUCGGCCAUUGAGAUGAUGACAUCUCCCCAAGAAUACACCAUUGUUAUCAGUGGGUGGAAGAUCCUUUCUGAUCCCAGGGCCCCCGGUUCUAAGAACGAGACAAUUAGGGCUGGGGCCAUAGAACUAGUGGACUCUCUGCAGUGUGAGCAGCAGUACGAGGAGAAUAGUAUCUCUGUUAGCGUCACGGAAAGCAUGUUCUGUGCAAAGCAAGAGCCAGGGCCUUCUCCCAAUAUAUGCCCUUCGGAGACCGGUGGCAUCUCCACGGUGCUGCUUCCAAGUUCAACAUCUCCAGAAGGCAGCUGGCACUUAAUAGGACUAGUAAGCUGGGGCUACGACAAGUCUUGUAGAAAGGAUCUCUACACGGGGUACACCAGGGUAGUCACCUUUAAAGAAUGGCUGGAAAAGAAUAUGAAAUGAACUCUGAGUGGGGAAGAAUAUGUCUGAUCUUAAAUAAAAACUUUAUUCUAUGAUUUCUGCUAUAAAACAACUUAGUAGGUUGACUCCUAUCAUCUCAACCUUUUGGCCUUCAGAACUGUCCCUCCUGGAUUUUUUUGUCCUCUAGGAACUUCUUCUUAGGUAAAUUACUACAGCCUCUCCCAGAAUUACUCAGGUCAAGAAGUCUAAUUGUCUGUAGGUAUGUCUUCUUUGCUGCUCUCUUUACCAUGGUCAGUUAAGGUGGAAGAGCUAAGAUCUGAUUGAAAAUCAUUGGAAACCACCAUGACCACUGGAAGUAGAGCAAAAAUUGGAGGUGCAUUGGAUUCACUUAAUUUCAUCCAAUGUGAACUAAGUUUGAAAAAGUCUUUGCUCCAGUUUGAGAGUGGUCCCAACACUUCUGCUGCCCACCAAACAGAGGGACCCUGUUUUCUCUCCAGACAGACACAUUACAGCAGUAGUAGCAGUAGUAGCCCCUUAUAUACUCAGUGUUGCCACUGUUUCUCUUCGUGUUCAAUGUGCAUUGGGAUAAUUUGAUUCUUUCUCACGGUUGGACUGAUUUGCUGGGGUACCAGAGGAUCUCCUGCUGAGCCCCCGCCAAGGACAAUUCCCAUCAGCCCUUUCCUUUCCACCAUAGGUCUAAAUGGUACUGUCUGCAUCUAAUUGUUGAAAGGAUGGGCUCCUGAUGUCAGGAUCUCUGGUUGGGCCCUUAAUGUCAUAUUCUCUGGUGAUCCCUCAAUUUCAUGCUCUCUAGAGAUCCCUCAGUAUCAUGCCCUCUUGUAGUCACAGGUGGGCCCUUUGGGGGCCUUGUCAGUCACUGUCAUGGCGGUACAACCAUUGGUCUUGAUGCAACUAUUCAGCUAAUGAAUAUCUCAUUAUACAAACUUAUCAACAUCGCUAGACUUUUCUCUUCUUACUAACCUCAUUGGCUGGUUCCGGUAUCAAUGCUGUGAGAUUUACUUCAGCCCUGGGCUUUGACCAAACUAAAGCAACAGACUCAUCAUCUAAUGGCUCCUCCUGAGCUGAACAAUGCACUCUAAUAGCUACCGGACUGUGGAGAAGUGACUGGAUGCAAGUUCUACAGUAUAUGUCAGAGCAGAACAUCGUAAUAUAAAUCAGUGAUGAGUAUGACUGCGAGCUAGACAUAAGAAUGUUGUUUAUUCAUCACUGUCUUCUCAGUUUAGAAAAUAUUACUGCUGGAUAAGGUUUUAUGAUUAAAAGAAGAAAUUAUUGUUAAAAUAGUCUAGAGAUCUGACUGAGGAGUCACUGAAAUGACCACUAGGUGUCAGUAUGAUCAAAUAUAUGGAUUUUCUUCCCAUUAAUCUGCGGUAAAUUGUCUCAAUGAUGUACAAAUGUAACGCUUUGUUUAUUGAUUUGUUUUUAUGAAAUUGCUUAACAGGA
Messenger RNA from Xenopus laevis (African clawed frog), 3957 nucleotides. RefSeq names its product peptidase domain containing associated with muscle regeneration 1 S homeolog (gene pamr1.S). The record is from RefSeq and is a predicted model, not a curated record. NCBI's taxonomy places the organism in Eukaryota, Metazoa, Chordata, Amphibia, Anura, Pipidae. The transcript is spliced from 11 exons. Bases 364 to 2541 code for a protein of 725 amino acids.